Messenger RNA from Drosophila rhopaloa, 5404 nucleotides. RefSeq lists its product as uncharacterized. Bases 3413 to 5404 code for a protein of 663 amino acids. NCBI's taxonomy places the organism in Eukaryota, Metazoa, Arthropoda, Insecta, Diptera, Drosophilidae. The record is from RefSeq and is a predicted model, not a curated record. Gene Ontology annotation, molecular function: nucleic acid binding. Gene Ontology annotation, biological process: DNA integration. The transcript is spliced from 3 exons.
AGCAGCUUCAGCAACUAUAACGACCACUGCAGCAACGUGUCGGCGACAGCAACGACAACAACUACAACUAUACGGCAGCGUCGGCGAAGCAGAUAAGUCAAUUUUAAGAUAUUUUAAUUUAAUUAAAUUAAGAAAAUGUUGUCCGCACAAACGAUUGCCCUUAUUAAAAGGCAAGUCGAAAUCACACUAAGUAGUAAGGAGUUACUGGAACUCCCAAGUUUAACCUUUGAAUAUCUAAAAACGUUUGACGCACUUAAAGCCGAGUGUAUAAAUAAUCACUCGGCUCUUAUGAAAAUUGGAGUAAUCGAUCACGAUUACUUCAAAAAUAAGCAUUUUGAGCAGAUGAUGUUAGGGUUCGAGAAAAUUAAGACACGCAUAGACGAGACUUUAGACCGAACAGAUCAAAUAAAGUUAGACUCAGGCGCAGAUAACAGCAGAGAAAUUAAAAAAUAUCAAAUAGGUAACUCUAGCAGACUGGAAAAGGCUAUAGAUCAAUUGAAUAAAUACUUGAAAGAAACAUUUGAUGACAUUAAAGAAAAUAAAUGGAAUUCAUUUGAGAUUAGGAUUGAAAAAUUGGAUUUUUAUUGGAAGAAGCUUGUUGCUUUAAAGGAAGUCGAAAUGACUGAUGUCACAGAUAGGAGGUUUGAUGAUAUUCUAGAUGAACUAGAAUUUGAUAUUAUUACAGUCACGAAUAAUAUGAAAAAGAAAAUUCUUAAUGUGCCUAGUAAAGUAGAAGGCACAAGUCAAAAAAUUGACGAGUUGCCGACUCUACCUAAAAUACAAGUACCCACAUUCUUUGGGGACUCCAAAGAUUGGGACUUAUUUUAUGAGUUAUUCACUGAACUCAUACAUUUAAGGGAGGACCUAAGUCCUACCUUAAAAUUUAAUUAUUUGAAAAUCUCACUUAAGGGAGAAGCCCGGAAUGUGGUUUCUCACUUAUUGUUGGGAUCAGGGGAUAAUUACGAGGCCGCUUGGGAAUUGUUAACCAAGCGGUACGAAAAUAAACGGAAAAUAUUUUCCGAUCAAUUGAAUCGCCUUCUUGAGCUUCAAUGUUUAAAUGUUGACUCAGCCAGGCAAUUGAGAGUGUUUAUUGACACAAUUAAUGAGUCAAUUCACAUGAUUAAAUUAAAGGCACAACUAUCCGAUGAAGUGGAUAUUAUCUUUGCACACAUUAUAAUUAAAAAAUUUAAUAAAGAAGCUCUACAAUUAUAUGAGAGCCAUGCAAAAAAAACAAAGGAAAUACAAAUAUUGUCCGACGUCACAGAAUUUUUAGAGCAACGACUAAGUUCGAUAAGCUCGCUUCAGGAUGAAAAACCUGUUAAAAGAAAUAUAUUUAGUAACAAUUCAAAAGAAUUGUUCACAAAUAGUUGUCCCAUUUGCAAAGGUGUGGGACACACUAUAAUUUAUUGUCAUAAAUUUAAAGCGUUAAAUCCAUCAGAAAGGAUGGAAAAGGUUAAGAAAGCUUUCUUAUGUUUUAGAUGUCUAAAACACCCAUAUAAUAAAAAAUGCACUAGCGAAGUAACGUGUUCGCUGUGCAAAAGAAAUCACCAUAGCAUGCUACAUAUAAACUUUAAACAAAAUAGUGAAAAGGUGAACACUUGUAUGACGUCGGAGCAGGCUUUAUUAGCAACUGCACGAAUUAAAAUAAAAUCUUCUCAAGGAAAUUUUGAAAAUUUUAGAGCUUUGAUUGACAGCGGGUCACAAAGCACAAUUAUUUCAGAAGAAUCAGCACAGAUUCUGAAGUUAAACAGAGUUAGAGCUCAAACAGAGAUCAGUGGAGUUUCGUCCACAGGAAAGUGCAUCUCCAAGCACAAAGCUAUUAUUGAGAUUAAAACCCAAAAUUCUCAAAAAACGUUGAAAAUUGAAGCUUUAAUACUUCCCAAGCUUAUGAAGGCUCUUCCAGUCAGCACAGUUAAUGUUGACAAAGAAAAAUGGGAGAGCUUCCAUUUAGCUGACCCCGAUUUUGAUAAACCAGGUCGUAUUGAUCUAAUUGUUGGAGCAGACUUAUACACUCACAUAAUACAAAAUGGAGUUGUAAAAAUAAAUGGGCUGCUUGGGCAAAAAACUGCUUUCGGGUGGAUUGUUUCAGGAUGUAAAAAAUCCAAAGGAAACAAAACAAUCGUAGCAACAACGAUUGCACUAAAAGAUUUAGAUCGAUAUUGGGAAGUAGAGGAAGAAGACAAAAAUGAUAUCGAAUCUGAGUUUUGUGAAAAUAAUUUCACAAAAACAACAAAAAUAGACUCAGAUGGGCGAUACAUAGUGUCAAUUCCUUUUAAACAAGAUGUCACCUUAGGAGAUUCAAGGAAGCAAGCUACGGCACGUUACAUGAAUCUGGAAAAUAAAUUAAAUAAAAAUGAAAAAUUAAAGGUUGACUAUACUAAAUUCAUGAAUGAAUAUAUGGAUUUAGGUCAUAUGGUUGAAGUGCAGGAUGAAGGAAAGUAUUUCUUACCACACCAGGCAGUGAUAAGAGAUUCAAGCCUGACAACCAAACUAAGGGUAGUUUUUGAUGCUUCAGCAAAAACUACUAACAAUAAAAGUUUGAACGAUAUAAUGUGGGUUGGGCCACGAGUUCAAAAAGAUAUUUUUGACAUUAUCAUCAAAUGGAGAAAAUGGGAAUUCGUUGUAUCAGCGGACAUUGAAAAAAUGUACCGUCAAAUAAAAAUAAAUGAAGAUGACCAAAAAUAUCAAUAUAUUUUAUGGAGGAAUUCUCCAGAUCAAAAAAUUAAAAAUUAUAAGUUAACAACAGUUACUUACGGUACUGCAUCUGCACCAUAUCUAGCUACAAGAGUUUUAGUAGAUAUUGCAGAUAAAUGCCAAAACCAAACCGUAAGUGAAAUAAUUAGGAAUGAUUUCUAUAUGGAUGACCUAAUGACUGGAGCUGAUUCGUUAAAAGAAACAAAUACCUUGAUAAAAUUAAUUUCACUGGAACUACAAAAGGUGGGACUUAAUUUAAGGAAAUGGAUUUCCAAUAAUGUUGAAAUAUUGUCAACUGUGGAGGACACAGGUGAUAAUAAGGUGCUCAGUAUUGUUGAAAAUGAGAGUGUAAAAACUUUGGGACUCAAAUGGGAACCUCAAAAUGAUUUGUUCAAAUUUAAUUUAAAUUGCACUGAAUCCAAGGUCACUAAUAAAAGGGUAGUGUUAUCAAAACUAUCCAAAAUAUAUGAUCCAUUAGGAUGGUUGGCACCAGUCACUAUUUUGGGAAAACUUUUUAUUCAAAAACUUUGGAUAAAUAAAAGUGAAUGGGAUCAGGAGUUAUCUAAUGAAGAUAAGAGUGAUUGGGAAAAAUAUAAAGAAAAUUUAUUAUGCUUAGAAAAUAUUCGAAUCCCAAGAUGGAUAAAUUCAAAUAAUGAUUCAAUUAUACAGAUUCACGGAUUUGCUGACGCCUCCGAAAAGGCAUAUGCUGCAGUAGUGUAUGCCAAAUGCAUACAUAAAUAGAUUCAUUAAAAUAAAAACAAAGAAUGAAUUAUAUCCAUCUUUUCUAUCAGUAAGGGAAUUGAAACUAGCUGAAAGGAUUGUUAUUAAAAAACAACAGGAAUAUCAAUUCAGUCUAGAGAUUAAAUGCCUGAAAACAAACAAAGAAAUUAACACAAAGAAUAGAAUAUUGUCCUUGAAUCCCUUUCUGGAUAAGGAUGGAGUACUUAGAGUGGGAGGUAGAUUGCGAAACUCAAAUGCAGAAUUUGAAGUUAAACACCCUAUCAUAUUAGAAAAGUGCUACCUAACAAACUUAUUAAUAAAAAAUGCUCAUAUGGAAACAUUGCAUGGAGGGAUAAACAUAAUGCAAAAUUAUAUUCAAAGAAAGUAUUGGAUUUUCGGUUUGAAGAAUUCCCUGAAAAAGUAUUUGAGACAAUGUGUAAAGUGUGCAAGGUACAGGCAAAAUACAGCUCAGCAAAUAAUGGGCAAUUUGCCAAAGUGUAGAAUUACGAUGUCAUUUCCAUUUUUAAAUACUGGAAUAGAUUACGCAGGUCCUUAUUUUGUUAAAUGUUCGAAAAAUCGGGGACAAAAAACAUUUAAAGGAUACGUUGCCGUAUUUGUCUGUAUGGCUACCAAAGCCAUACAUUUAGAAAUGGUAAGUGAUCUAACUUCUGAUGCAUUCUUAGCAGCACUCAGACGAUUCAUUGCUAGACGAGGGAAAUGUGCCAAUAUCUAUUCAGAUAACGGGACAAAUUUUGUAGGAGCUGCAAGAAAAUUAGAUCAGGAGUUGUAUAAAGCAAUCCAAGAAAAUAUAAUGAUUGCAGCACAGCUGGAAAAGAAUAGGAUUGAUUGGCAUUUUAUUCCCCCGGCAGGACCUCACUUCGGAGGUAUUUGGGAAGCUGGGGUUAAAUCAAUGAAAUACCAUUUAAAAAGAGUAAUCGGCGACACUAGUUUGACAUACGAAGAAAUGUCUACGCUUUUAUGUCAAAUAGAAGCAUGCUUAAAUUCAAGACCAUUAUAUACUGUAGUAAAUGAAAUGGACCAAGAUGAGGUCUUAACACCAGGUCAUUUUUUGAUUGGAAGACCUCCCUUAGAAAUCGUCGAAACAACGGAAGAUGAAAGAAUCGGAAAUUUGGACAGGUGGAGACUUAUCCAAAAAAUGAAAAAAGAUUUCUGGGGAAAAUGGAAAAAUGAGUAUUUGCAUACACUUCAGCAAAGAAACAAAUGGAAAAGGGAAAGUCCUAAUGUAGAAGAGGGACAAAUUGUGCUAUUGAAGGAUGAAAAUUGUCAUCCAGCAAGAUGGCCUUUAGGGAAGGUGAAAAAAAUCCAUAAGGGGAAUGAUGAUAGAGUCCGAGUAGUUGAGAUAAAAAUGCAAGAAGGAUUUAUCACAAGACCCAUUACUAAAAUUUGUCCCUUGGAAGGAAUAAAGUCUGUUGACAAAAAUGAGGCUGACCCUGAGCUAAAAAGACAAACUAGAGCAACAUCAAAGAUGUCCAAGAUCGGGUUUGUCAUGGCAAUGUUGCUAUUUAUAUUGAGUUGUCAAUUUUCUAACGCAUUGCCUAAUAAUGGAAAACCAAAAUAUACAAUAGAGAAAAUGAAUAAGACGUCAGCAAUAUAUCUUGAUCCAAUGGGCGACGUUGAGAUCGUAUCCUCCUCUUGGAAUUUGGUAAUUUACUAUGAUAUGGAGGUUUAUUUUGAAAUGUUAAAAAAGGGGAAACAAUUAGUUCCAAAAAUGAGAGUGGUUUGCGAAAAACUCUAUGGGUUCGAAGAUCAGUGUCUUUUAGUUUUAAAUAAUACAGAAAGACAAAUUUUGGACUUGGAAGAGAAUAAUAAACUCUUCAUGGCUCAAGGGAAGUCUAGAAACAGACGAGCUCCCUUUGCUUAUAUGGGAUCCCUAUAUCACAUAUUAUUUGGGAUAAUGUAUGAGGAUGAUAGGAUUCAAAUGGAAGAUAAUAUGAGAAAUUUGGUAAGCAAUCAGAAUAGCCUGAAUUAG